Equus quagga is the source of this 3333-nucleotide messenger RNA. RefSeq names its product AGBL carboxypeptidase 2 (gene AGBL2). The transcript has 18 exons. Gene Ontology annotation, biological process: proteolysis. Gene Ontology annotation, molecular function: zinc ion binding; metallocarboxypeptidase activity. NCBI's taxonomy places the organism in Eukaryota, Metazoa, Chordata, Mammalia, Perissodactyla, Equidae. The coding region runs from base 154 to 2751 and encodes 865 amino acids. The record is from RefSeq and is a predicted model, not a curated record.
CUUCCGCUUCGCGGUUGCUAGGCUACCGGGGCCGGAGCUGAGCGCGGUGGAGGCUUCUCCGGUGUGACCAGCUGCCCUUUUGGAAGUUGCGUGGGUACUGUGGCUGGAUGCCAGUGUCACCGACUGGUCUUCAGCGUACCAUGCAGAAGUAACAUGUUCCCAGCGCUGGAAACAGAGCUAAAGCAGGAGACUCUUCCUGAUCCCUAUGAAGACUUUAUGUACCGUCACCUCCGGUACUAUGGCUACUUUAAAGCUCAGAGAGGCAGUUUACCAAACUCUGCUACGCCCCAGCAUCUUUGGAAGAAUAAUCCUCAGUGCCUGUUGAGUGGCUCUGUUGGGGAAAGACAUGAUUUGAUCCCAGACCCCCUGCAAAAGGAGAAGCUUCUAUGGCCCACGUGUCUGUCCUCAACUGUGCGCAGACAGAUAGAAGCUGUGAGCAGAGGUUCCCUUCUGCUGAGUUCACCGCUUCUCAAGAGCAGACAGCUUCUUCACAAUGACUUUGGCGAAGUGAACCCACGUCUUCGAGAACCCCGAGAUCUCUUUGCCUUUUUGCCUAGCAGCGGGCCCCUACAGGCUCCAAGAUGGCCAAUAGAAUGUGAGGUCAUCAAGGAAAACAUUCAUCAUAUUGAGUGGAUCCCACCUCAACCGGAAUAUUUCUAUCAACCUACAGGAAAUGAAAAGGUACCAGAAAUUGUAGGAGAGGAAGAAGUCACAGUUGUCUAUCAAUUAGAUUCAGUGCCCACCGAAGGCUCCUAUUUCACCAGUUCCAGAGUGGGAGGCAAACGAGGAAUUAUCAAGGACCUCGCUGUCACGCUGCAAGGACCAGAAGAUAAUGCUCUGCUGUUUGAAUCACGAUUUGAGAGUGGGAAUCUGCAAAAAGCUGUCAGAGUGGACACCUAUGAGUAUGAACUCACCUUGCGAACCGACCUCUAUACGAACAAAUACACUCAGUGGUUUUAUUUUCGAGUUCAGAACACCAGAAAAGAUGCCACGUAUCGCUUCACCAUCGUCAACUUGCUAAAACCCAAGAGCCUUUAUACUUUGGGGAUGAAGCCACUCAUGUACUCCCAACUGGAUGCCAACAGCCACAACAUUGGCUGGAGGAGAGAAGGAAGUGAGAUCAAGUACUAUAAGAGCAACACGGAUGGCGGGCAGCAGCCCUUCUAUUGUCUCACGUGGACCAUUCAGUUUCCGCAUGACCAGGACACUUGCUUCUUUGCACACUGCUACCCGUAUACGUACACCGAUUUGCAGUGCUACCUCCUGUCCGUGGCCAACAACCCUGUGCAAGCUCAGUUCUGCAAACUCCGAACUUUGUGCCGGAGCCUAGCGGGAAACGUCGUCUACCUGCUCACCAUCACCAACCCGUCCCGGACGCCUCAAGAGGCAGCUGCGAAGAAAGCCGUGGUCUUGAGCGCCAGAGUCCACCCCGGGGAAAGUAAUGGCUCCUGGAUCAUGAAAGGCUUUUUGGACUUCAUCCUUAGCAACUCCCCAGAUGCCCAGCUCCUCAGAAAUAUCUUUGUCUUCAAAGUGGUUCCCAUGUUAAAUCCAGAUGGAGUCAUUGUGGGGAACUCUCGGUGUUCGCUGGCUGGAAGGGACUUGAACAGGCAUUAUAAAACCAUUCUUAAGGACUCUUUCCCUUGCAUCUGGUACACCAGGAACAUGAUCAAGAGACUUCUUGAAGAAAGGGAGGUUCUCUUGUAUUGUGAUUUCCAUGGCCACAGCCGAAAGAAUAACGUCUUCCUGUAUGGCUGUAACAACAACGAUCGCAAGUACUGGCUGCAUGAGCGAGUCUUUCCUUUAAUGUUAAGCAAAAAUGCACCAGAUAAGUUCUCUUUUCACAGUUGUAAUUUUAAGGUCCAAAGGUGCAAAGAAGGAACAGGCCGAGUGGUGAUGUGGCGGAUGGGGAUCCUGAACAGCUACACCAUGGAGUCCACCUUUGGCGGCUCCACCCUGGGCAAUAAAAGAGACACUCACUUUACCACUGAGGACCUGAAGUCCCUAGGUCAUCAAGUCUGUGACACCCUUCUGGACUUCUGUGAUCCUGACCGAGCCAAGUUCAUGCAGUGUCUAGAAGAGCUUAAAGAGCUCUUACAACAGGAAAUCCAUAAGAAAUUCAAUGAACUUGGACAAGAUAUGGAAUUAGAAGGAAAUUGGAGUGGCAUCUCUUUGUCUGACAUUGAAUCCAGCACCAGUGGUUCUGACAGCUCCCUCUCGGACGGCCUGCCUGCUCACCUACUGAACAUCGCACGUGAGUUGAAUAAGAAGAAGAGGCUGUAUAAGAAAAAGAAAAAGAAGCCACUUCAGACUAGGAAACAGCGAAAUGAGCAGUAUCAGAAAAAUUCUUUGAUGCGGGAGUUCAAGUUAACAGACGUCGCAGAAAGAGCAGGGUUUGCUUCUACUCUGCAAAAGCCGCAUGCCUUUUCCAGAAAUUCCAAGAAUACCAGUUCUUCAAUGGUGAGAAAUGAAAAACCAAGACUGAAUGAGUCACAGUUAAAUGCGAGAGACAAAGACACCUCCCUGGACCCAUCGAACGUGACUGCCUUGAUUCUGUCUCAGAGUAAAGAGAGAACGCAGAGAGAGAAGCCAGGAUUUACAGCUUCAUGUUCUGCAAAGAGAAGCACAAACCGCAGCCAAGAGCCAGCUCGAGACAUGAAGCCGAGCUGGUCCAGAAACAGAUAUCCUGUUGCAAAGAGAGGCCGCGCCACCCUGAUGGUGUACCCAUCCUUGCACGUAUACACGUACCCGUAAGGUGCCCGGGCCGCGCCACAUGGGCACUCCCCAGUGUGUUGUAGACUAGAGGCUUCUUGUACCAAGGGCAGUUGUGUGAUUGGGAGCUCCGCUCCUUUGUGGUAUACUGCAUUGUGCGUUCAUCAUGCACCGUCCUGACACUGUGUGCUUACACUGCGUGCAUGCCCUCAAGAUGCAUACCUCAUGAAUUAAAUUAUUUUUUGAUAAAGUGAAAUUUUAUGAUGCUGUAUCGAAAAGCUUCGUUUAUCAGAAGUUGAAGUGUGUGCUCGUGCGACCACAGCACAGAUAUACCUCAUUUUAACCAAUACAUAUUCUCUCUCAAAUUAUGUGCAAAUCAGUUUUAAGAGAUCAAACUCUAUUUUAAAACAUUCUGGGAGCGUGCUAUGUUAAGGAAAUCCUGUGUCAAAGCUUUGGAGCGAUGAGUGGUCCGUCAAGCUGUGGCCUGUCGGGUUUGCUCAGAGUGAGGCGUUCCCACCUAGAGAAGACAGCUCAUGUAUUACUCGGAGUCUAAUGUUGCAUAUAUUAUGUUCAACAUGGUUAUAAAAGUUUUUUAACCCAUUGAUUAAAAUUUUUUCUCUCUAA